Messenger RNA from Lachancea fermentati, 1272 nucleotides. The record is from the annotation of a GenBank genome assembly. Lineage: Eukaryota; Fungi; Ascomycota; Saccharomycetes; Saccharomycetales; Saccharomycetaceae.
AUGGACUACAUUCAUAGACUUCUGCGUCCACAGCAGCAGCCCCUCACACCCCUUCCUGGAGCAUUUCCCGAAAAUGAAAGCAAUACGGAGCCAGCUCCCGCAGGAAGACGAAAGCCAUUACGAGGACUGCUUCGAAUUGUUUUGAGUGUUCCGCUGAUCCUUUUAUACUACGUCCUCAAUACCAUUCUGUUUCUACUGAACACACUUCGUCCUUUUAGUCGGAUAUAUGGCUUUUACGAUCGCAGAAAUAAGCAUACAUCGAACCAUGCGGAUGACUUAUCGGCAUUGAUCGAGUCUCUCGGUAGAGACUCUACCUCGAGUGCUCGCGGUCAAGAACAGGGAUUGAAUCAAUACAACUUCAUGUCUUUGUAUGACUUAGAGGAUGGUUCUCUCGCAUCACAGGUGGUUGGCGACGGAUACACAGCACUUUUGAAAAGUGCCUCACAACAGGGUAAGUUUGCGAUGAUAUAUCUUCAUGAUUCAAUGCUAGAUGCACCAGUGGAAUAUGUGAACAACAUUCUCUGUACAGAUAGGUUCACUGCUAUGGUAAAGAAAUACCAGGUCCUUUUAUGGUUUGGAGACAUUAUGACUUCAGAGGGCCUUCAAGUAGCGAACGCUUUGAAGGUCAGGCAGUUUCCAUUUCUUGGCCUACUAGCAAUGAAGAAUGAAAGUAAAAUCGAGUUGGUAGGAAGAAUUGAGGGUAGGCUUUUUGAUUACUCUUUAAAUUCAUUAGAGAACAAACUAGCACGCUACUACCCAAAAUUAAUUCAAUUACGUCAACAAAGGCAGAAUGUUGAAUUGCAGAGACUCAUGAGACAGCAACAGGAUUCGCGAUUUCAAGAUUCUCUGAGAAGAGAUCAGGAGCGGGACCAAAGAAGACAGGCAGAACAAGAAUUGCAGCGUCAACAACAACUCGAAGAGGAAUUGAAAAAACAGUGGCUAUUGUGGAGAAAAUCUAAGCUUGCGCCUGAGCCUUCUUCUCCCAGCACUUUGUGCCGCGUAGCAAUCCGGACACUACAAAAUGGCCGAAUCGUACGAAACUUCAAUCCAGAUCUUCCAAUUGAAGAAAUAUACGCAUAUGUCGAGCUGUUGCAACUCGGAUUACUCAACGAUGAGACGGCCCCUCCUCCUACGGAACCUGAUUAUCACUACACGUACACGUUCAAGCUCAUAACGCCAGUGCCGCGCGUAGAAUUGGAUCCUGAAAUGAUCAUAAAAGAUCAGGAUGCUAUUUUUCCCUCGGGAAACGUGGUUAUGGAACUCUUAGACUAA